Messenger RNA from Brugia pahangi, 780 nucleotides. The record is from the annotation of a GenBank genome assembly. NCBI's taxonomy places the organism in Eukaryota, Metazoa, Nematoda, Chromadorea, Rhabditida, Onchocercidae.
AUGAACACAAGUGACACGGAUAAAAUAGAUGUGACAAGAGAUGUGACAAUAGAUGUGACAAGAGAUGUGACAAGAGAUGUGACAAUAGAGGUGACAAGAGAUGUGACAAGAGAUGUGACAAUAGAGGUGACAAGAGAUGUGACAAGAGAUGUGACAAGAGAUGUGACAAUAGAGGUGACAAGAGAUGUGACAAGAGAUGUGACAAUAGAGGUGACAAGAGAUGUGACAAGAGAUGUGACAAUAGAGGUGACAAGAGAUGUGACAAGAGAUGUGACAAGAGAUGUGACAAUAGAGGUGACAAGAGAUGUGACAAGAGAUGUGACAAUAGAGGUGACAAGAGAUGUGACAAGAGAUGUGACAAUAGAGGUGACAAGAGAUGUGACAAGAGAUGUGACAAUAGAGGUGACAAGAGAUGUGACAAGAGAUGUGACAAGAGAUGUGACAAUAGAGGUGACAAGAGAUGUGACAAGAGAUGUGACAAUAGAGAUGACAAGAGAUGCGACAAGAGAUGUGACAAUAGAGGUGACAAGAGAUGUGACAAGAGAUGUGACAAGAGAUGUGACAAUAGAGGUGACAAGAGAUGUGACAAGAGAUGUGACAAUAGAGGUGACAAUAGAGGUGACAAGAGAUGUGACAAGAGAUGUGACAAUAGAGAUGACAAGAGAUGCGACAAGAGAUGUGACAAGAGAUGUGACAAUAGAGGUGACAAGAGAUGUGACAAGAGAUGUGACAAUAGAGGUGACAAGAGAUGUGACAAUGAAAGGAAGAAAAAUUUUUUGA